AUGGGUGAUUCACAACAGGAUACCAAAAAAAAGAUAGCUUAUGAGCAGUGGACCAAGAAAGAGAGCGAUUUAUUGUUAGAACUCAUGGUUGAUGCUGCGGCUCAGGGAUGGCGUGACAAUAGUGGUGUUUUCGGCAAAACAACAGUGAAAGAGAGAAUACUACCCGUUCUUAAUUUAAAACUUGGAUGUCAUAAGACCUACAACAAUUACCAAAGCCGGUUGAAAUGGUUUAAAGGUUGCUGGUUAUCUUAUUCAACCCUUAUGCGGUUCAGCUCUGGCUUUAGAUAUGACUAUACUACUAAAAGGUUCACUGCUCCAGAUGAAGUAUGGGAUGAGUACCUAAAGGCUCACCCAAAAGAUGCCAACUUACGCUAUGGGGUGACUCUUGAUUAUGAGGAUUUGGAAAUCGUUGUUGGGAAUGGUGUUGUUGUUGGAAAAAACUCAAUUGGGUUGGGUAGUGCUACUGAUGCAAGGACAUUAGGAGAUGAUGAAGGUAGAGAUGUACGCAUAGAGAACCUUGAUUAUAAUGUUGAGAAUGAGGUGUUUGUAGCACCAACUCAAAAUGAUCCAUCAUUUCACUCUACAUCCCCUUUAAGGUUCCCUGAAGUUUAUGAGGUUCCCAAUCAAAGAAGAACCCGAUCCAAGAGAAGUAGAAAUGAGUAUGAAGGAAGUUCUAGCUCAACUGGAAAUACCCCUCAAAGUGGCAUUAGGGAACAACUUGAUAAACUAACGACCACUUUUGAAGGAGUUUAUAGCCUAUUAGAGAAAAGAGAAAGCUUAUUAGAGAAAAGAGAAAGGGAUAGAGCAUAUACAAUUUGGGAUGCUAUCGAGGAGAUCCCAAAUUUGGAUGAAGACAUUCGUUUUAAGGCUUUUGACUUGCUUGACACUAAAUCAAAAAGGGAUGGUUUCUUAAAGAUGGCUCCUGAAGUACGAGCAAAUUGGAUAUUCCACAAGAUGCGAGGGCAAUAG
This is a messenger RNA of Fragaria vesca subsp. vesca, 969 nucleotides long. RefSeq lists its product as uncharacterized. NCBI's taxonomy places the organism in Eukaryota, Viridiplantae, Streptophyta, Magnoliopsida, Rosales, Rosaceae. The record is from RefSeq and is a predicted model, not a curated record. The transcript has 2 exons. Bases 1 to 969 code for a protein of 322 amino acids.